This is a messenger RNA of Rhizophagus irregularis DAOM 181602=DAOM 197198, 1150 nucleotides long. The record is from RefSeq and is a predicted model, not a curated record. NCBI's taxonomy places the organism in Eukaryota, Fungi, Glomeromycota, Glomeromycetes, Glomerales, Glomeraceae.
AUUUAUUUAUUGUGGGAAGAUUGAUUUGAAGGAAUUAGAAGGAUCUGAUCUUUUAAAGCUUUUGAUAGCGGUGGAUCAACUUAAAAUUCAAUCAUUAAUUCGAUGUAUUCAGGAAUACUUGAUUGAGCAUAAACGAGAGUUUUUGUUAAAGAAUCUUAUAAACAUUCUUGAUACAAUUUAUAAACACGAAAAUUUUACAAAUUUAUGGAAUUUCUGUCUCGAGAUAAUUUGUAAAGAACCUGAAAUAUUAUUUAAUUCUGAUAGACUUAACAAUUUAAAGUCGUCUUUAUUAGAAUCGCUUUUAAAACGUGAUGAUUUAUUAUUGGAUGAAAUUGUUAUAUGGGAAAACUUGAUCAAGUGGAAUUUUGCUCAGCAUCCUUCUAUUCAGAAAAACGUUAAGAAAUGGAAUAAAGAAGAAAUUGCAAUUAUGGAGAGCACUUUUAAAAGGUUUAUUCCCUUAAUUAGAUUUUACCAUAUAUCUUCAGAGGACUUUCUUGAUAAUGUAUAUCCUUUUAGAGUUUUACUACCUGAAGAUUUGAUUAAUAACAUACUUGCAUUUCAUAUGAAGAAACAAAAUAUUGAUACACAACCACCUAGAAAACCAAAACCUGCUUAUGAUUCAAUUAUAAUUGAACCUCGACAUUUUGCUAUUUUUUCUAGUUGGAUCGAAAAGAAAGACAAUUCUUAUCAUAAUGUAAAAAACAAUCCUUAUGAUUUCAAUUUGCUUUAUCGCUCUAGUAAAGAUGGUGAUACGCUUGCAGCAUUUCAUUCUAAAUGUGAUUAUAAGGGAGCUACUAUAGUUAUAGCGAAAAUUACAAAUUCAGAACAAAUAGUUGGAGGGUAUAAUCCACUUUUUUGGGAUUCAAGUAGUACAUAUAAGUCAACUAAAGAUAGUUUUAUAUUCUCGUUUACAAAUAAAGAUGACUUCCAAAGUGCAAAUGUAGGUUAUAGUAAUGGUGUAAAUUCUAUAGGUGGGUUUCCGCCUAAUGGUCUAAUAUUUGGUGGUGGUGGAGGUUGUCAUUUAGCUUUAUAUGUUAAUGGUUGGUAUAGCAAUGCAAAUGCAAAUAAUAAAAGUUAUCCUAAAAUUGAUAUACCAGAACAAUUUAGCGUAGAUGAUUAUGAAGUAUUUCAAGUUAUUAAAAAACAUUCA